Molecule: messenger RNA, 1442 nt
Organism: Vollenhovia emeryi
Lineage: Eukaryota; Metazoa; Arthropoda; Insecta; Hymenoptera; Formicidae
Gene: Ccs
Product: copper chaperone for superoxide dismutase
Exons: 6
Coding region: 224-1039 (271 amino acids)
Biological process (GO): removal of superoxide radicals
Molecular function (GO): copper ion binding
Source: RefSeq, a predicted model, not a curated record
ACGAUGGAGAAGUGGCAACGAUAUAGAGGACGUGCCAAAUAACUAAGAAGAUGUUGGAGAUCCUGUUGCUAGAAACUUCGCCUGCUGCUAGACUGCUAGUAAUAAACUAAGGGGAAAAAAUAAAUAAAAGAUCGGAUCGGAGAUACACACGACCGGCGUGCAUAAGAAAAUUUGUCGUAUCACGUUGACACAAGAGUAGCAGGGAGUAAUACGUAAUUCACAAAUGGCUUCGUCGAAGAUCGAGUUCGCGGUGCACAUGACGUGCGAAAAGUGCGUCGAUGCGAUCGCCAAGAGUCUAGCGGGUCUGGAUGGCAUCCGGAAUGUCGAUAUAUCGCUGGAACAGGGCACAGUCACCCUCGAAGCGAGCCUACCUUACUCCGUCGUGCAGGAAAGGAUUGAAAAAACCGGAAGGCAGGCAGUGUUGAAGGGAUUCGGAGACGGAUCGAGUGCGGUGUCGAUGCUGGGCGGGGACUCCGGAUACAGCGUGGGUAAUCUGAUCAGAGGAGUAAUAAGAUUCGCGGAAGGCCCAGACGGAUGCGUCAUAGACGGUACGAUUGACGGUUUAACUCCGGGCGAGCACGGCAUUCACAUUCACGAAUGCGGCGAUAUAUCUAAUGGCUGUGAUAACGUAGGCGAACACUACAAUCCAAACAAUUCGCCACACGGCGAUCCCGGGGACGAUCUGUCCAAGAGGCACAUUGGCGAUCUUGGCAAUAUCCACGCGGACGCUACUGGCAGAGCUGCCUUUCGGAAGUCGGACAGGUUUCUCAAGGUACCCGAUAUCAUUGGUAGGUCCGUCAUUAUCACCAAGGAUCCUGACGAUCUUGGAAGAGGCGACAGUCCAGAAUCCAGGAUAAAUGGAAAUAGCGGGGCUAGGCUGGCCUGCGGCAUUAUAGCCAGGUCGUCCGGAUUAUUUCAAAAUACGAAGAAGAUUUGCGCGUGCGACGGCCUAACUAUAUGGGACGAAAGAGAUCGGGCGAUUAACCACGGUACAAAAAGUCGUACAGAGUCAAAUGAGAGAAUGUGCACGUUAAUUUGAAAACUUCAAGUGUUACCUGUAUUCGCUUUAUGCGAUAAAAUUUCGUACUGUUAAUUAUUAAUAUAGAAAAAAAUCUUCAUUUGGUGGAGAGGAAAGAAAGAGCAAAGGAAAGAAGGAUUUUCCUGGUCUCCUAUGCUUUUUAUUUUAUUUUUAAAAGAUUAUAAGUGUGGGAGUUUUUUCUAGUAAUCGUAUAUGUGAUCCUUGAAUUUAUUGCGACAUAAUUUCUCGAGAAACAAUUUGAUUACGUGAAAUAAUUCGUACGCUUUUUCUUUUCAGCAAACUUGUAAGUCGCACGAAGACGUAACGCGAUUGAACUAACAAAGAACACAUUCCAGAAUGCCUCUUGAACAGAUAUAAAUGUACCACUUUUCGGUAAAAUGAAAUAUAUUAGAUAUCUAGUCUG